Molecule: messenger RNA, 3055 nt
Organism: Aplysia californica (California sea hare)
Lineage: Eukaryota; Metazoa; Mollusca; Gastropoda; Aplysiida; Aplysiidae
Product: serine-rich adhesin for platelets
Exons: 4
Coding region: 190-3027 (945 amino acids)
Source: RefSeq, a predicted model, not a curated record
AGUCACUCUUCUAAGGACAUCCUCAACACACCUCUAUCUAUCUAUCUAUCUAUCUAUCUAUCUAUCUAUCUAUCUAUCUAUCUAUCUAUUAUCUAUCUAUCUAUCUACCUAUCUAUCUAUCUAUCCUCCUCCUCCCCCCCACCACCUCUGUCCCUGUCCAACCACCCACGAAGGAGUCCCAAAAAUGGUAUGUCGUUUUCCUCGGUCUACCAACACCGUCUGUCUCAACUCGUGGCUUCCGCAUCCUCCUGGACACAACAUGGCGGCAGCGCGACCUUCACCUUCCCCGGCGUCAUGUCUCUCGCUGGCAAGGACGACCAACACGGAGGACACACCUACACGCACCAGGAGGACGUCACGCAGCACAGCUCGCGCCUCGGCUCCAAAACGACGGGGAACGAUUAUCACGAAAACACCCACAACAACAACCACCACAACCACCACAACAAUAAAAACGCGACGGAUCAAACCGUUGAGAAUCUCAUCCCUCUCCCAGACUGGUCCGUGGCGUUAGAGCAAUGGGGAGUGUGCUGGCAGAUCCACACCUUCGGAUUCUCCGUCCUGUUCCUGCUUCUCACCUGCUUCAGCCUUGCCAUUUUCUUCCGGUUCCGUUUGCGCGUGCGCAGACUGAAGAUCGUGUUCAACACGCUGGUGCUUCUGGCCGUGUCCGGCGUGUUCCGGGCAGUCUUCCUGCUCGUUGACCCCUACGGAUACCAGGACAGGAUGGCCGGGGUCAUGGUCGGGGUCAUGACCCAGGGAGUCUACCCUUUGCUCUGUGCCUGCUACGGACUCACGCAGGUGAUGUUGGUUCGUAUAACGAACGUAGAGGCGGGGCCCGGAAAACUGCGCAGUCUGAGCGCCCUGCUAGGCUGUACCUUGUCCUACCUGUUCCUGGUGGUUGUCAUAGAAACCCUGGUCUUCUACCAGCGCAAGCUCAAACUGUUGCUGCUGUUGGACAGCGGCUGUUUCAUCGCCUGGGCGCUGUAUCUGGCUGUGACGUUCAUCUGUACUGGAUUCCGACUCACUCAGUACGCAUCAGAGACGAAGCGAGCGCGGCGUGAGCUGAACGCAUUCGGCAACCAGAGACGGACGGCUUCCCAGAACGCCGCAGCAGCAAGUCACAGUGCUUCCGGUCUCAGCGCCGCCAUGUCUAGCCCCACAACGGGAACAGCUGGAGGAGGCAACUGCCUCUCGGAGACGGGCAAUGACGUCAUCAACGAUCUCGUGUCGCCUGGAAUCCUGUCUCCUGGACAUGGCUCAAAUGUUCAGUCGUCAGGUGUGACGGGUUCGUCUUCAGUUCACGACAACCUGACAAACGCUGCGACGGGGAUCAACAACACGAGCUUCCCCGCACCCCAGACCACAGGGCGAGCGGGCGGCAACGGUGCUUCGACCUUACGUCUGUCGCGACCGAAGCUCAAGGUCUCCGAUCACAUGACGGUAACCAUAGCAACGGACGAGGACGACAACUCUACCAGCUCCACUGAUGCUGACGACGGGCCGAGGUCACUGGGUGCGAACAGGUCUCGUGGGCCUAGGCGGUGCGGACACCAGAAGACCAGGAGGAGCAGAAGUAGAUCCAAAGCUUCGACGUCUGCUGAAGCGUACAUCCAAAUCUCGCCUACAGAAACAGCGCCCCCCUCCGGGAAAUCUGCAAUGUCCGUGUCGGCAAUUUCUAGGAAACUUGGCUUUUCAAAGAAGAGGGAGACGAGUAAAUGCAGCUACACGUCUAUUUCUAAGAACGAUGAGCCGUCAGGGAAAUUGUCUUCUGCGGGUCCGGCACAGAAGGGGAAAUCACAACCCGAGUCUUACGGAAACGCGUCUGAGCUUCCUCUGCUAAAUCCGCCGCAGUCGUUGGUAGAUACUGCAGAUGGUAAGAUAGAUGAGGCGAACAAAAAUAGAACAGUUCCUUGUGGAGGGUUGUCGAGAGAGCCAGACUCAGAUGAUUCUGAAGAUGGUUAUGAGAGUGAGCCUGUGGGUGGGGCGGGGAGAAAAAAACAGCCCGAAGCUUCCAAUAUGGAAGAGGAUAACAGGGUGACUUUUAUAUCUGGGAAUCCCACUAAUUCACAGCUACAUCCGAGCGGCUUGCAAGCGACGAGUGAAAGUUUCUCUCACGAAGAUUCGUUGGUACCUCAGACGCAAUCAAUGAUAGCCCCGACUGGGGUGGCUGGUAAAGAUUCCAGUUCGAUUCUCAACGCAAAUGUCGUGUCUGACUCAUCCAGAGAAAAUGGUUACCUCGCCGACACAGAGAACGUGACGUCAUGUUCCCUGUUGUCCCGAAUAGGCAAUCACUUGUCGCGCUCUAAGCCCCGCCCCUCCUCAUCGCUGAUGGUGACGUCAAUACCACACAUCAGACGUCAUCGCACCUCCCACCCCCGCCACUCUCACCCCCACUCGCCCUCGUCUUCCAACAAAACCUCAUCGUCAUCAUCAUCAUCAUCAUCAGACUCAUCCGACGCAGACGACAACCACAUCGACGACGACGACGACGACGACGAUGAUGAAAACACAACAACAACAACGACCAACGCGACAACGACAGCAACGACUACAACGACAUCAGGAGGAGGAGGAGGCCGAGGAGGAGGAGGCCGAGGAGGAGGAGGAGGAGGUGGAGACGGUAGCGGAAGGGCAGGAAGUCUGAGCCCUGUUGAGCACCGGUCAUUCUCGACCACGCCCUCUCUCGGCCUGUACCGAAUCCGUCAGAGCAAGAUGGUGCAGCGAGCAGUCCACCUGACGUACCUCGUGACCUUCCUCUUUCUCUUCGCCUGCCUCCUACAGCUCUACACGGUCUUCGGCGUCUAUGGCGUGCUUACCACCGUCCCUCGCCCGGACCCUUGGCCUUGGCUCAUCUUCCAUACCAUAUUCAGGAGUAUCGAGGUGAGCAUUGGUCUGGUUCUGGUGGCUAUCGCCUUCAUCACGCUCAACCACAGGCACCAGCGCGCCAAACGACGACAGCAACAGCAACAACAGCAGCUGCAGCAGCAGCAACAGCACAUGCAUCCGGUCCGGGACUGUGUCGUCUGAUGUGGUUGGGCGGGAAACUGCAGAAGGA